AGAAAACUGACUAUCUUAUUCCUUCAAAUGAAAUGACUGUUUCAUAUAAUUUGGAUGUUUCGUCGGUGACAGCAUUUUCAUUUGUAAAGCUAUUAUUUCGAUGGCGUGGAUCCAUCUGGAAACAGAUAGUAGUGGAGCUUGUACUGUGGCUGUGUGGUUACUAUGCUGUACUCUUAACUUAUAGAUUAGUAUUGGAUGAAAAUGCGAAGAGAAACUUCGAACGUGUAGCAGCACACUGCGAUGAAAAACUCAAAUACAUUCCUCUUACCUUUAUGCUGGGUUUCUUUGUCACCGUCAUCAUUGAUCGUUGGCGUAAUAUUUUCCACAAUAUGGGUUGGAUUGAAAACUUGGCGCUAACUGUUGCAACAUUAUUGAAAGGAAAAACUUUGAAGGCUACGCUUUGGAGAAGAGCAAUCAUCCGGUACACCGUAUUAUCUCAGGUUUUGGUCCUUCGGGAUGUGUCCAUGCGUGUUCGGAGACGAUUUCCUAACAUGGAGUCGCUCGUUAUUGCUGGUUUUCUCCAUGAAAACGAGCUAAGAGAUCUAGAAAAUAUCAACUUGGUCUACAACAAGUACUGGGCACCUGUCAAUUGGUCAUUGAAUAUAGUCAUGCAAGCAUUCAAGGAGGGGUGCAUUGAGACACUAGUAGGAGCAGUAGCUCUCCAAAACGAGAUCAAGAAUUUUCGAACGAACAUGGCUCGCAUCUGCAACUACGACUGGGUGCCAAUUCCUAUCGCGUAUCCACAGGUCGUCUUUCUUGCCGUUCGAGUGUACUUCAUAAUCUGCCUCGUAUCAAGACAGUUUAUCAUCGGCAGCAAUGCAAGUAAUAAAAGUGUAAUUGAUCUAUAUGUGCCGUUCAUGACGGUGUUGGAAUUCAUUUUCUUCAUUGGUUGGAUGAAGGUUGCUGAAGCGCUACUGAACCCCCUUGGAGAAGACGAUGACGAUUUUGAGUGCAACUUUCUGAUAGACAAAAAUAUCGCUACAGGUAUGGCUAUCGUGGACAAUACUUACGGUGUUUGCCCUCAGCUCAUGCAAGACCAAUUCAUUGACUCCGACUUUCAGCCAAUAUACUCUGAGGAAAGUCACAAAAAGGGUACGGAUGGUGCCUUGCAAGGUUCAGCUGAAGGCAUCGAGUUAGCUAAAGGUAAUCAUGUUGAGAUGGUGGCUGUUAGCAGGAGUCCCUCUACUGAUGAUGAGUCGCUUAGACAACGCAAAACGCCGUCGCUUGCUAGGAAAAUAAGCGGCGCUUUGGGAGUUCCACACCGCACCCAAACAAUCAAACCGCUCAAGGAUAGUCCCGUCCCACCAGUUCCUCCAGAUUCUCCUCUGCGAAAGGUCGUAACGCUAAACUUUCAAAGGCCUGAUGCAAGAGCACUGAGCAUCGUUGCGGAGGAAAGCAUCGCACCGGAAGAUGAUGAAGAAGAGAAAGAUUUCGUGAAGCUUUGAAUGUUCUGUGUACUCUUUGAUUUUUUGAAGAAUAUGAAUUAAGAGAUAGCUACGUAAAUUUGAAUGAGGCAAUCUGAAGAUUGUCCAAGAUGUUUUUUCUUCUCUUGUAAGGUCAC
Cylicocyclus nassatus is the source of this 1561-nucleotide messenger RNA. NCBI's taxonomy places the organism in Eukaryota, Metazoa, Nematoda, Chromadorea, Rhabditida, Strongylidae. The record is from the annotation of a GenBank genome assembly.